AUGUCUGCCAGCCCUUCUCCAUCCGCCGGUGGCGAUAGCAAGCAGUCGGAUCAGAUUCAUUUCCGUUUCUGUCGCGAAUGCUCCAAUUUACUCUAUCCCAAGGAAGAUCGCGUCAACAACCGUCUGAUGUUUACGUGUCGAACCUGCCACGUCGGCGAGCCCGCGACCUCAUACUGUGUUUAUCAAAACAACCUGAACAACCAGGUUGGAGACACUGCUGGUGUGACCCAGGAUGUGGGAUCCGAUCCAACGGUUUGUCUCCCUGGUUUCUGUUCACACUGCGGGGAAGAGAUUACUUGCUUUACCUGUGGGCAGCUGCCCGAUGACACACUCUCGGAUUGGGAUUCUGAGGAUUCCCUGGGAUUUUAA
Aspergillus clavatus NRRL 1 is the source of this 369-nucleotide messenger RNA. Its product is annotated as DNA-directed RNA polymerase II core subunit RPB9. Lineage: Eukaryota; Fungi; Ascomycota; Eurotiomycetes; Eurotiales; Aspergillaceae. The coding region runs from base 1 to 369 and encodes 122 amino acids. The transcript has 2 exons. Gene Ontology annotation, molecular function: DNA-directed RNA polymerase activity. Gene Ontology annotation, biological process: transcription-coupled nucleotide-excision repair; maintenance of transcriptional fidelity during transcription elongation by RNA polymerase II; DNA-templated transcription. Gene Ontology annotation, cellular component: RNA polymerase II, core complex. The record is from RefSeq and is a predicted model, not a curated record.